Messenger RNA from Trichoderma gamsii, 1917 nucleotides. Its product is annotated as fungalysin metallopeptidase. Gene Ontology annotation, molecular function: metalloendopeptidase activity; zinc ion binding. The coding region runs from base 1 to 1917 and encodes 638 amino acids. Lineage: Eukaryota; Fungi; Ascomycota; Sordariomycetes; Hypocreales; Hypocreaceae. The record is from RefSeq and is a predicted model, not a curated record. The transcript is spliced from 4 exons.
AUGAAGUCGGCCAUUCUUCUUGGUCUCACUGGCCUUGCCGCCAACGUGAAUGCUCAUCCUGCCAGGCAGCCAGAGAACGGCAACAGCUUGGCUAAGCGUGGCAUUGACAUCAGCAAGUAUCACUUGCCCAGUCUCUCUCAGUACACUCCUUCGCCAAACAUCGAAGAAGAGGCUUCUCUGCAGUCUCUGACUUACAAGCGCAACUACGUGGAUACUGCUACCCGAGCUGUCAAGAAAGUCGCCCCCAAGGCCGAGUUCCGCGUUGUGGAUGACCACUAUAUCGAUGUUGACGGCAUUGGUCACGUUCACUUCAAGCAGACUGUGCACGGCAUUGACAUUGACAACGCUGACUUCAAGGUUAACAUUGGAAAAGACGGCAGGGUUUUCUCUCACGGAAACAGCUUCUUCUCUGGCAAGCUGCCACAAGAGAGCCCUCUGGGGAAGCGUGACUUCUCUGACCCCACCAAGGCUCUCAAGGGUGCCAUUGACAUCCUGGGUCUUCCGGUUCAAGCUGAUGGCGCCACCGCGCAGGCUGAGCAAGGCACUGAGAAGUACACGUUGAAGGGUACAUCUGGAGCCGUCAGCGAUCCCAAGGCUCACCUUGUCUAUCUUGUCAAAGGCGAUGGAACUCUGGCCCUGACUUGGCGAGUCGAGACCGAUAUCUUGGACAACUGGCUUCUCACCUACGUUGACGCCACGACCAACGAGGAGAUUCACGGUGUUGUCGAUUACGUCUCCGACUUUGCCACCUUUCAGGUCUAUCCCUGGGGACUCAAUGACCCCACUGAGGGAGAUCGUAAAGUCCUGACUGACCCGUGGAGAGUUGAUGCCUCUCCCUUCACUUGGGUGGGAGACGGAACCACCAACUAUACCGUAACUCGCGGAAACAAUGCCAUCGCGCAGGACAACCCCUCAGGCGGAGACAGUUACCUUAACAACCACCGCCCAUCCAGCUCGACUCGGGACUUCCAGUAUCCCUUUACGCUUACUCAGACCAACCCCACUGAUUACAGAGAUGCUGCCAUCACACAGCUCUUUUACACCGUCAACAAGUAUCACGACCUGCUCUACGUCCUUGGCUUCAACGAGGUAGCAGGAAAUUUCCAGACAAACAACAACGGAAAGGGUGGAAAGGGAAAUGAUCUUGUGAUUGUGAACGCCCAGGACGGCUCUGGAACAAACAACGCAAACUUUGCUACUCCGGCCGACGGAAGCAGUGGCCGUAUGAGAAUGUACAUCUGGACCACCGCCAACCCCAAGCGAGAUGGUGACCUCGAGGCAGGCAUCGUUAUCCAUGAAUACACUCACGGAUUGUCUACCCGUCUCACCGGUGGCCCUGCCAACUCUGGAUGCCUUAAUGGUGUCGAGGCCGGCGGCAUGGGCGAAGGCUGGGGUGACUUCUAUGCCACCGCCAUCCGCUUGAAGGCCGGCGACACCCGCAGCAAGGACUACCCAAUGGGCGUCUGGGCCGAUAACAACGUCAAGGGCAUCCGCCAGUACCCCUACUCAACCAGCCUCACCACCAACCCGCUCACCUACAAGUCUGUCAACGCUCAAAACGAAGUCCACGCAGCCGGUACCACUUGGGCCUCGAUUCUGUACGAAGUCCUCUGGAACCUCAUCGACAAGUACGGCAAGAAUGACGCCGACUUCCCUACCUUUGACAGCGAGGGUGUCCCCACCGACGGCAAGUAUCUUGCCCUGAAGCUCGUCCUCAACGGAUUGGCUCUGCAGCCCUGCACGCCGACUUUUGUCUCUGCCCGCGAUGCCAUCUUGGAUGCUGAUCGUGCUUUGACCGGCGGCCAGAACCUCUGUGAGCUGUGGACAGGAUUCGCCAAGCGAGGUCUUGGAUCUGGCGCCAAAUAUGCCUCGACUGCACGGGUUGAGAGCUAUACUAUCCCGUCUGGCGUCUGCUAA